Messenger RNA from Hordeum vulgare subsp. vulgare (domesticated barley), 1155 nucleotides. RefSeq names its product amino acid transporter AVT1C-like. Gene Ontology annotation, cellular component: plasma membrane. NCBI's taxonomy places the organism in Eukaryota, Viridiplantae, Streptophyta, Magnoliopsida, Poales, Poaceae. The record is from RefSeq and is a predicted model, not a curated record. The coding region runs from base 1 to 1155 and encodes 384 amino acids. The transcript has 9 exons.
AUGGGGUCGGUUACUCGAUCUCCAUCAUCCAUCUCAUCUCCGGCAAUUUUUUGGUCAACGUCGUCGUGCCUGAAAUCCAACUACAUUGAGCUCCCACCGCCGUCCUCCAAGUGUAGCAGUGGACAAUCUGUCAUCAACGGGCUCAAUGUCUUGUGCCAUGUUGGAAUUCUCACUACGUGUUUUGGAAUCAAACAAGCGGGAUGGUUAAGCCUCCUCCUCCUUCCUUUGUUGGGAGGAUGUUCAUGCUACACCGGUUUGCUUCUCAAGAGAUGCAUAGACAACUCGCCAACCAUUGAAACAUACCCCGAUAUCGGACGAGCCGCUUUCGGUAUCCCGGGUCGAGUAUUUGUAUCGGUUGUCCUUUAUCUAGAACUUUAUGCAUGCUGCGUGGAGUACAUCACACUGCUAGGAGACAGCUUGUCUUCAGUGUUUCCUUCUGCGCAUUUAGCUUUUACCGGCAUCUACUUGAACUCUCAUAACCUGUUCGCGAUAUCAAUGGCUUUGGCAAUUCUCCCAUCAGUCUGGCUCAGAAAUCUCAGUCUCCUCUCCUAUCUUUCUGCUGGAGGCGUGGUUGCAACCCUAACAGUCAUUGUGUGCCUGUUUUGGGUUGGUAUUGGCGAUGGAGUUGGGUUCCACCCUUCUGGUAGUGCGCUGAACCUGACCCACCUUCCAGUGGCACUUGGUUUGUAUGGAUACUGCUUCUCAGGGCACUUGGUUUUCGCAAAUAUAUACUCAUCAAUGAAGGAGCGCUUGCAGUUCCCUUUUGUCCUCCUGUUCUGCUUUAUAGUGGUCACAAUUGUGUACUCUGGGGUCGCGGCCACAGGGUUUCUGAUGUUCGGCGAGUCCACGAUGUCACAAUUCACACUAAGCAUGCCACAACAGUAUGUUCCCUCCAAGAUCGCCAUUUGGAUGAUGAUUGUGAAUCCAUACACCAAAUAUGCCUUGACGAUGACACUGGUUGCCUUGUCGAUAGAGGAGGCUUUGCCUAAAAAGAUGCAAAAUUACGUUGCAGGAAUGUGUGUUAGGACAGUUCUUGUCCUCUCAACUAUCGUCGUGGCUCUAUCUUUUCCAUACUUUGCCUUGGUGAUGGCAUUGCUUGGAUCUGUCUUCACAAUGCUUGCGGUGAGUGCCUGCAAUUAUGCAGCUAUUAACUAA